Molecule: messenger RNA, 1503 nt
Organism: Penicillium olsonii
Lineage: Eukaryota; Fungi; Ascomycota; Eurotiomycetes; Eurotiales; Aspergillaceae
Source: the annotation of a GenBank genome assembly
AUGUGGUUUCAGAUAGAGUGGCCGUGCUCAACUAACACGAUCCAGUCUUACGCCCGUCUGCUCACCUCCGUGUGUGCCCUGGUCAGCACCGCGGCCGCCUUGACUCCACUGGAGGUUAGCGGCAAGGACUUCGUCAACUCCGAGACGAAGGAUCGCUUCCAGAUCAUCGGUGUGGAUUACCAGCCCGGUGGAUCCUCUGGCUUCACCUCCAAGAAGGAUCCUCUCAGCGAUGCCGAUGUUUGUCUGCGUGAUGCGGCCCUCAUGCAGCGCCUGGGUAUCAACACCAUCCGUGUGUACAACCUGGAGCCUUCGCUCAACCACGACAAGUGUGCUUCUAUCUUCAAUGCUGCCGGUAUCUACAUGAUCCUCGACGUCAGCAACCCUCUGGAGGGUGGCUACCUCGACCGCAGCGCUCCCUGGACCACCUACAGCGCCAUUUACUACAAGCAGGUCUUUGGUAUUAUUGAGGGCUUCAAGAACUACGACAACCUGCUCGGUUUCUUUGCCGGAAACGAGGUCAUCAACGAGGGUGCCACUUACCAGGCUCCCCGGUACAUCCGUGCCGUCAUCCGUGACAUGAAGGACUACAUCGCCAAGAACUCCAAGCGUGCCAUCCCCGUCGGUUACUCCGCUGCUGACAUCCGCAACAUUCUGAUGGACACCAUUCACUACUUCGAGUGUGACCUCAAGAACUCGACCUCUUCCCGCGCCGACUUCUUCGGUCUCAACUCUUACUCCUGGUGCGGCGACUCCAGCUACAAGUCUGCUGGCUACGAUGUCCUCACUGACGACUUCACCAACGCUACCAUCCCCGUGUUCUUCUCCGAGUACGGCUGCAACGAGGUCCAGCCCCGUGUCUUCACCGAGGUGCAGGCCAUCUACGGUGAGGAGAUGACCCAGGCCUUCUCCGGCGGUCUCGUCUACGAGUGGACCCAGGAGGACAACGACUACGGCAUGGUCAAGAUCAACGACUCCAAGACUCUCACCACUCUGGUCGACUACGACAACUUCCAGAAGCAGCUGAACAAGCUCGACUUCGAGCGUAUCACUUCCAGCAACGCUACCCAGGCCAACGUCAAGGCCGAGACCUGUGAGACCUCCCUCAUCAAGCGCAAGUCCUUCUACAACUCCUGGGACCUGCCCGAGGUGCCCUCCAAGGUCUCCGACUACAUCAAGAACGGUCUGCCCAACGCCCCCGUCGGCAAACUCGUCUCCGUCACCGGCACCACCAUCCCCCAGAAGGUGUACGACCACACCGGAAAGGAGAUCACCGGUAUCAAGUUCGAGGUGAAGUCUUCUUACAACACUCCUUCCGCCUCAUCCACCUCCUCUUCCGGCUCCGGUUCCGACAGCUCCAGCUCCUCCGACAGCACUUCUGGCUCCGGCUCCACCAGCUCUUCCUCAUCUUCCACCACCCCCAACGCUGCUGCGUUCAACGGUGCCCCCUCCAUUGCCCUCGGUGGUCUUGGUGGUUUCUUCAUGCUUCUUGCAUCCCUCGUCUAA